This is a messenger RNA of Dentiscutata erythropus, 470 nucleotides long. NCBI's taxonomy places the organism in Eukaryota, Fungi, Glomeromycota, Glomeromycetes, Diversisporales, Gigasporaceae. The record is from the annotation of a GenBank genome assembly.
AUAAAACAGUUAAUAAAGUAAACGAUAAUGAUAUUCGAUCAGAAAUUCAAGAUAAAACAAUUAAUGAAAAUGAGGUUAGGACACCAGCUACAACUAUAGAACAAAAUCAAAUAAAUCAAAUAUCUAAUUUGAUAAUUCCCAAUACAAUUAAGCAUCCAAUAAAUCAAAUAUCAAAUUCGACAGAUUUGACAAUCCCUAAUACAAAUGAACAAAUCGCUAGCAGAGAAAGGCCUUUAAAAUGUAGAUAUGUAAGCAGCAUUAAGAGGGGACAAAUUCAUGGUAGAGAUUCAGCUUAUAGUAGAAGUUCAACUUGUAGUAGAAGUUUAAGUCGUGAUAAAAGUUCAACUCGUAGUGGAAGUUCAACUUGUGAUAGAAGUUCAACUUGUGGUGGAAGUUCAACUCGUGGGUUUUAUAAGUGUCACAUAUGUGGCCAAACUGGCCAUAAUUCAGCCUUUCAUAAAAAAAGAUAA